Aricia agestis (brown argus) is the source of this 1968-nucleotide messenger RNA. It is a transcript of the gene msl-2, whose product is annotated as E3 ubiquitin-protein ligase MSL2. Lineage: Eukaryota; Metazoa; Arthropoda; Insecta; Lepidoptera; Lycaenidae. The transcript is spliced from 4 exons. Gene Ontology annotation, cellular component: MSL complex. Gene Ontology annotation, molecular function: ubiquitin protein ligase activity. The record is from RefSeq and is a predicted model, not a curated record. Bases 79 to 1401 code for a protein of 440 amino acids.
UGCGGCUUUUUGUGUAUUUGUAAUAUUUUUGUUGUAAAAUAUUUUGAUAACAUUAAUGUUGAUAAAAUCGUUUUAUAAAUGAAAAUGAAUGCAACGAGUUUGUAUGUGUCUACGUGUCGACUAAUCGUGCUCGCUGAUCCAACUGACAAAAGUUCAUGGACUGAUUUGUUUCGUUUAGUUCCAUAUUUACGACAAUCUUUGUCUUGCACUGUGUGUGGUAAUUUAUUGAAGGAGCCGUAUACUCCUACUAACUCCGGAUGCCAACAUCACGUGUGUAAAAAUUGCAAAGGCGGUCGAAAAAAAUUAAAACCAUCUUGCAGCUGGUGCAAGGAUUAUGACAACUAUAACGAGAAUCUUCAGCUGCGAAUACUUCUACAGUGCUACAAGAAGCUUUGUGAAUACUUCAUGGGAACAGACAUAUACAAAUCUCUUCUAGAGGAGGACGAAAUAGCAGCAGGUUUAAAUGGUGGCACAGUGGCAAGUUCAGGACUAAUAGAUCUAAUACAAGAGGGAGCUGGAUUCAGUGACGACUACAAGAGCAAUGCUGGGCUCUCAAAGUCCGCCUAUAGUAUUUUACCUUGUGUAUAUACAAAUACAACAUCUACGCAGACCCAAGUCGCAACAAACUCAACAAGUUCAGAACCAAGACAGUCCAAUAAAGAUUCACCAAACUCGAGAUCUGUAUCAAAUGGUUGUCCUUUAUAUUCAGUGAUGUAUGCUGGAUCUGGAAAUAAAAUAACUAUCAAAAGGAAAGCUUUGGAUGAGACUGACUCAUCACACACAGAGACACCUAAAGAGAGCAAAGCAAAAAGUAAUCAAUUAGGGUUUAAGAAGCCAUCAAAUCGUUCAAGAAAUUCGACCAGCAGUAAGAGAAAAGGUUGUCGCUGUGGCAACGCUACAGCCACUCCUGGGAAACUGACAUGUUGUGGACAGAGGUGCCCAUGCUAUGUCGACAGUAAACCCUGUACGGAAUGUAAAUGUAAAGGCUGCAGGAAUCCUCAUAGAGCUGAUGGUUUGAAGGUGAGACCUCACAUACCUCAGCUGGAUUCAAUACAGUUAACGUUAAAUACCAAUCCGGAGACGUCUCCCUCAUGCUCUGGGUCGUUGGACAGUCUGGAUACAGACACUCUCACAAUGGAAGCAAUGGAAGAAUCUCUUAGUUUCUCAUCUGAUCUGAAAUCGAAUAUAAAAGUGUACACAAGUCAAUUACAAGAUGUAUCACCAUCUCUACCUGCAACUAUCAUGAUGGAUGAGGAUUUAGGUGUAUCGCCGGAUGAAGAUCUCAGUUCUCCUCAAGAUGAUUACACAUGCUCUCCAAGAGAUUACCUGGAUCCAGACCUGGAAUCUCCUCAAUCGGGUGGCACACAGGAUGUAAAUAGUGAUAUUGAGUUAGAUGUAUGACAACAACUGUCACUCGGAAGUGAUUAGUGCUCCGACUUGGACUGAACGAUAUGCAAUAUUUUGGAAUUGUGUGAUUUCACAUUAUGUGAUAUGAUAAAAAAGAAUAAAAAAUGACAAGCAUGUCAAUGGUAAUAUAAUAUAUCUCUUUUGAUAAUAAUCUGCACAAUAUCAGUAGCAGAAUAAAUAGCAGAACAAUUAAUAAGCUGAUGACGUAAAAUUAAUUUUACUAGUCCUGAUAAGCAAUAUUGUAUCACAAAAUGUGAAAACACUUUUAGUUCUACACUUGCCACAAUUAUUUCCAUAUAAAAUGUUUAAAUACCACAAUAUAAAGUGAUACAUAGUGAUAAAUAAAUUUAGCUAAUAUAAAAAAUAAAUUGAUCAAUAGUUUUUUACUAUCAUUAUAAUGUACAGGAUUUGCUCAGUGUAAGCUAUGUUUCAUAAUAUUGUCACAGUAUGUUCAGAAUUCAGAUGCAUAAUCAUGUCAAAUGAUUAUUUGAAUUCGCUAAUGUCUGUUUUAUCAUUAAUGUCAUUUAAGGGUGGGUUGCAAGUUGCAACUUGCACCAGAGG